AUGCUGAGCCAGGCCCUGCGGCCGCCGAGGCCGGAGGCGUCCGCCGACAGCGCCCCGCGGAAGGAGACCUCGGUCGCGGCGCUCCUGCGCAGGCCCAUGUUCCGGCAGGCCGCGGAGGCCUUGCUGGCGCGCCGCAAGCUGGUCUUCGACAUGGCCCACGGGGUGCUGAUGCACGAGACGGCGGCGCCCCUGACGGAGCGCAGGGGGCACGUGCAGCGGCUGGUGCAGGGCCAGAAGGCAGCAAAGCUGGUCGACGCCGAGAAGAUCGCGGAGGAGCCAGAGGUGCUCUUGGAGCCCUCCAGCACCGCCAAGGGCUGGGAGGCCGCGAACGAGGUGGGGACGUUCCUGCUGAUGCUGGAGCUUUCCACCCGGGACCUCGACGCCAUGGCGGAGGCCAUCGCGCUCGCCCCCGAGGUGUCCCUGGACGAGAUCCACGCGGCUGGCGCCUGGCCCGCCUGA
Molecule: messenger RNA, 459 nt
Organism: Prorocentrum cordatum
Lineage: Eukaryota; Dinophyceae; Prorocentrales; Prorocentraceae
Source: the annotation of a GenBank genome assembly